GGAAGUACAACAGAAAUCACCUGAUUAUUUCUGCCCCUAACAGCGGUUUGGUCCCAAAUGAGUUGCAGAAACAUGGCGAGUGCACAGCGAUAUAAAGACAAGGUGGUGAUUGUGACCGGGGGUUCGAAAGGUAUCGGCAGGGGCAUCGUGAAGGUGUUCGUGCAGAACGGAUCUAAAGUUGUUUUCUGCGCUCGAGGAGUUGAAGCAGGUAAACAUGUGGAGGAAGAGCUGAAUAAAGCCGGGCCGGGUUUGUGUCACUUUGUGUCUUGUGACAUGUCUAAAGAAGAGGACAUUAAGAGGCUGAUCAGCACGACUGUCGAGCGCUUCGGACAAAUCGACUGUUUGGUGAAUAACGCAGGCUGGCAUCCUCCCCAUAAACCCACAGACGACACCAGUGCAGAGGAGUUCAGAGAUUUACUCAACCUGAAUCUGAUCAGCUACUUCCUUGCGUCUAAGUUUGCUCUUCCGUACUUGAGGAAAACACAAGGCAACAUCAUCAACGUCUCCAGCCUGGUGGCGUCCAUCGGCCAGAGACACGCCGCUCCGUACGUGGCCACCAAGGGGGCGAUCAUCUCCAUGACCAAAGCCAUGGCUGUAGAUGAAAGUCGCUAUAAUGUGAGAGUUAACUGCUUUUCCCCUGGUAAUGUGAUGACACCUCUGUGGGAGGAGCUGGCAGGACAUACAGCUGAUGCCGCUGCUGCCAUUAAAGAGGGAGAGAACGCACAGCUGCUGGGGCGGAUGGGCACCGAGGAGGAAAGUGGACUCAUGGCUCUCUUCCUGGCUGCCGACGCCACCUUCUGUACCGGAAUAGACCUGCUCCUGAGCGGCGGAGCCGAGCUCAACUACGGCUUCAAAAGUCAGAUUCCUCAAAAAAAUUAAAAAGCACACAAAUCAAAAACAACCCCAAUGUUUACAUCGUCCGAGUCUGUCGAUUGUUUCUCUUCUAUUUUUUAAACGAUGAGAAGAUCAUUACAGGAAGUAACACGGAAAUGUAUGAUUACCUUUUUAAAUGUUUUAAUGUACUGAAUGUUUACACUAAUGUUAUUUACUAACACAUUAAAAUGCUCUUGAUUCUCAGCACGAAUAAAGAUUUCUAUUAAAAAAGUGGAAAUAAAUUCAA
Molecule: messenger RNA, 1120 nt
Organism: Tachysurus vachellii
Lineage: Eukaryota; Metazoa; Chordata; Actinopteri; Siluriformes; Bagridae
Gene: hsd17b14
Product: hydroxysteroid (17-beta) dehydrogenase 14
Exons: 9
Coding region: 58-879 (273 amino acids)
Biological process (GO): steroid catabolic process
Cellular component (GO): cytosol
Molecular function (GO): estradiol 17-beta-dehydrogenase [NAD(P)+] activity
Source: RefSeq, a predicted model, not a curated record